UGUUCUCUCUUUAAUUGUACCUUCUUCCAAUCAAACCCUAAUCAGGUUACCUCCUCUCUCCUCUCGAUUCCGCAGUUGUGCAUUGUAUUCACGUAUCAAUUCAUCUUGAGAUCUGUUACCUGGUUUGCCGUCGAAGGCGUCAUGUUAGGUGCUUUAAGACGGAAAGCCGCUUCCGGCGCCUCAUCUGCUUCGGUUUGUGGAAAAUCAUUUUACAAGCUUAAGCCUGCAGGAUCUGCCCCUCGGGUGAGCUCUCCAGUGGUGGAGGAGAUAAAUUGCAUAAGGGGAUUUGGCAAUGUUCGAACUUUUUGUCACCUUCCUUCCGCUGGGCAGAGAAUGUAUUUGAUGCCAAAAAGGGAAGCACUAAACAGUUCCCUCAAGAAUGUCAAUUUGCAGAAUUGGAGUAGGCCAUUCAGUUCUGACAGUGAUGGUGAUGUUUUUGAAGCUGUUGUCCCUUUUAUGGGUGAAUCUAUAACUGAUGGCACUUUGGCAACAUUCUUGAAAAAGCCUGGGGAUAGAGUGGAAGUUGACGAGCCAAUAGCUCAGAUUGAAACAGACAAGGUCACCAUUGAUGUCAAUAGUCCUGAAGCUGGUGUGAUCAAGGAGUUUGUAGCUAAGGAAGGAGACACCGUAGAACCUGGUACCAAGGUUGCUAUAAUAUCAAAAUCCGGUGAGGGUGCGACUCAUGUUGCACCUUCCGAUGAGAAACCAUCCGAAAAAUCUCCUUCUUCCCCAUCACCUCCUGCGGAAGAGAUAAAGGAGAAGCAAGCACCUAAAGUUGAGACAAAACCUGCUGUAGCAAAGCCCAAAGGACCUCCUCCCAAACACUCUGCUAGUGAGCCCCAGCUGCCUCCUAAAGAAAGGGAAAGACGUGUGCCUAUGACGAGGCUUAGGAAACGAGUUGCCACACGAUUGAAGGAUUCUCAAAAUACAUUUGCAUUGCUGACAACAUUCAAUGAAGUUGACAUGACUAAUUUGAUGAAACUUCGUUCUGACUACAAGGACGUAUUUGCUGAAAAACAUGGUGUGAAGCUGGGUUUAAUGUCUGGAUUUGUUAAAGCAGCAAUAAGUGCUUUGCAGAAGCAGCCAAUAGUGAACGCUGUUAUUGAUGGAGAUGAUAUCAUUUACAGAGAUUAUGUAGAUAUUAGCAUAGCUGUUGGUACCCCCAAGGGUCUUGUUGUUCCAGUUCUUCGGAAUGCUGAAAAUAUGAAUUUUGUGGAGGUCGAGAAGGAGAUUAAUAACCUCGCCAAGAAAGCAAAUGAUGGCAGUAUAUCAAUUGAUGAGAUGGCUGGGGGAACGCUUACCAUAUCAAAUGGUGGUGUCUAUGGAAGUCUUCUUAGUACUCCCAUCAUCAACCCUCCUCAGUCUGCUAUCCUGGGGAUGCACUCGAUAGUGAGCCGCCCUAUGGUGGUUGGAGGCAACAUUGUUCCAAGACCCAUGAUGUACAUUGCACUCACAUACGACCAUAGACUGAUUGACGGGAGAGAGGCUGUAUUCUUCUUGAGAAGAAUCAAAGAUGUGGUGGAAGACCCGCGUAGACUGCUGUUGGAUGUAUGAUGCAGCUGUGGACAUUGAUGCAUCAAUGAGUUUGAGAUGGGCAAAAAUAAAUGCACAAUGUUGAAAGUUUUGCAGUUUUUGCUUAUUGCUUCGUCUUUGAACAAAGAUUGUCUUUCCAUGUGGCCUCCCGUCUCCAAAUUGGAAAAGAGAUUCUCCGAACACAACCAUUCACGUUUCUCCUCACUUUCGAAACCGCCAUGUAUACGGUGCUUGAUUAUUGAAAAUUGGCUAAGUUGAAACAUCACAAUUUAUUAGUACUGAAAAUUGCUUAAGUUAAAAACUUCACUUUGGAAA
Molecule: messenger RNA, 1848 nt
Organism: Salvia hispanica
Lineage: Eukaryota; Viridiplantae; Streptophyta; Magnoliopsida; Lamiales; Lamiaceae
Product: dihydrolipoyllysine-residue succinyltransferase component of 2-oxoglutarate dehydrogenase complex 1, mitochondrial-like
Biological process (GO): tricarboxylic acid cycle
Cellular component (GO): mitochondrion; oxoglutarate dehydrogenase complex
Molecular function (GO): dihydrolipoyllysine-residue succinyltransferase activity
Source: RefSeq, a predicted model, not a curated record